AAACAGCCGAUUUGCGGAGGGAGCCAACCAGGGCCGCACUGGAGGGGUCACGAUAGACGAGUUACCUCUGGAACAGAUGUGAGCUGGGUGCCUGGAAGGCUCAGAGGCUGUUGGUGGCAAGAAAUCCGGAAAUGGGAUCGAUCAGCUUGCAGUGGCGCAGAGGCAGCUGGGUGACUGUCCUGUGAGACCCAUGACAGAUGGGAGAGAGACGGGACCCUGCCAUUAUCAAUGUCUACACAACUUUUCGUUGCAAUGUAAAGGCAAGAUCCAUCUGCAGUUCUCUGGGACACCCAGGAUGGCUCAAUCUGAACCUUUCUGAGGCCUAUGUGAGUUGCUUUUGCGCUAUGCAUUGAGCAGGUGGUUAUACAUGGUCUUGGCUGCUGGCAUUUACAGCUAUGGCAUUAUAUUGGGAGAAGUUAGAAACACUGGGUGUUACUCUUUAGACUUCAGGAUUUGACCGCCACACAGUUCAAAGCUUAACUCUUACUUGUGGUAAUAAUUAGAUGAAGGGAAGCAAUGUUCAGAAAUUGAAUGAAAAAUAAUGUUUAAGAUAAUGUCAAGAUAUGAAACAUUAAACACUGAAACUUUGAAAGUCUGAUACCUUGUUUUGUCAACAUUUAAAAAAGGUUUGCAAGGUUCUUCCUUUAGUGCUUUCAAAUAUAAAUCUAAUGGUGCUCCACCUUUAAAAUUUUGCUUAGGAAGAAACUUGACUUAGUACAGAGUUUUGCAGUAGUGUUUUGAAGAAACUUAGUAUUUGAAAUUGAUGUUUUAGUGGCAGGAUGCUUGUAAAAAGAGCAAAACAUUACUAUAUAUAUGCAUACUAAAUAAUAUGGGUAAAUGACACUGGUAGAACAAAAGCAAGUGUCAGCAAAUUCAACAGUUUUGGCCAAAAAUAGUCUGGUCUGAAGCUAGUUCAGUCUGGUCUGAACUAGUUUUGUAAAACUCUUACUUGCCCUGUUGCUUUAGAGGAAAAAAGCUUCUUGGCAUACUUGAGUUACUACCUCAACAAAGGAAAAAUGACCUACUUAAAAAUGUUAUCAAACUUCUAAAAAGGAAAAAGAUAGGAUUUAUGGAUUGCUGCUUUAAUAAACAGAUAAUCUUAGUUUUUUUACAAAAAUUACUAGAAAAGUAUCAAAAACUUACUAUUGAAAGGUAAUAUGGGGAUUUCAGUCAGGUUGCUGAAGGAAGGAGAUGCUUGUGCAGUGUGUUCAGCACUACUUUCCUUUUCCAGCUUCUGCAAAAGCAAUUAAACUGCUUCCAUUCCUCUGCUCAUCUUGUUUAUUUUCUUCUCCAGCUUCUCUCUUCUACUGCCAAAAAAGAGAAAGUGUGGAAACUCGAUUUCUCCUGCUUGCUCUGUGUCACUGACCCUCUCCUUGAUGUGAAAACGCAUGAGGUUUUAGUCCAGCCAUAUAUAUUGGAGCUAACAGUGCUUGUGGAUAUUAGCCAGCCUGGGAAGGAGUCACCAGCUGCUCUAGCAGAGCUGGAUCCACGUGAAGGGCGGCCUGUGGUCAGUGUCACUGAGGCUUUUAAGAUAAGACAUAAAGUUGAUAGACUGUUACAUGGAGUGGGAAGGUGUAGAGGUGGCAAUGCCCUCUUUGGAUUUCAUAAGAGAAAGUUUCCUCCCCAUGGGCCAGGGGAAGGAUUCUGGUACAGCCCAGAUGCUAAUGAGCCUUGGUGACACUAUGGUCCUCUCUCAGCACCAAUCGACUUUUCUCAGUGUUACUCUGCUGUGGAGUGAAACACUGAAUGUAAGGGAUUAGAGAAGUCUGAGAUGGAGAGAGAGUGCAGCAUCUGGUUUUGUCCUAUGUGUGAAGGCAUUUAGCAUUAUAUUUUUAUGUGUCUGCUGAAACAAUGUCCUGUGAAUGCAUUCACCAGUUGGUAUUUCUUAAAUACCUGCAGGUGAGAAUUCAGUGGGAAAUUAGGAUCCCCAGAAGUUACUGAAAAAUAAAAGGAAAUUAAAGGUGUAUUUUUAAUGGAAAACUCUUUCAGCUUAACAGGCAAUGGUGCAGAAAGCUCAAAUAAAACUUUAUGUCUCUGCUGUUAUGUACUGAUUCACAGCUGUACAUCUCUUGUGACAAAGUGUGGCAAAAUGAAUGAUGUGGUUGCUACCUACAGCUUUAGUUAUUGUUUCUGUCCUGCUUCUUUGGCAGACAUGACUGCGUGGAAUGUGUAGCGAGUGCUUCAGUUCAUUGCAUAUCAUUUUCCACUGUUCCUCUCAUAGGGUAGCAAUUUUGGGAGACAGGGUGGAUAAAUACCGCAUUAAAUACUUAAAUCACAAGAGGCCUUUGGUUUGCCUUCAAGAGGGCAGUUUGUAAGUCAUUGCCAUAUAACUUCCUCGUUCUGAAAACAAAAAUCAUGUUUCCUCAAUUUUUUUUUUCUUCUUUGGUUUUCCUUUUAUAUUGAUCUAAGGUUUAGUCCCUUCUUCUCAGUGCUGGCAGGCUUGGGCUUGUAUUCUUCUUUAGUUAUAAUUUAUCUGAGCCACUGAUAUUGACUGCAUUCUUAAGGGAGCUUAUAAGAUUAAACAGGAUGCAAGAUUUACUUUGAGAUACUGAUGUUUUAUUAGUUUAGUACAGACAUAUUAUAGGAACAGUCUGAGUUGUGAGCAGCUGACAGGAGAAUUUUUUAAGCAUCCUCAAGAAUAUUUAUACCAAAUGUCAGUGUAAAUUUGUGUGUUCAUUCAUGUGCAUCUUAUGACUGAACCUGCUUUGAUGCUCUUUAAAUGUUUCUCUUCUAUUUCUUUGGUUAAUUUCCAUGCAUCAAGUACUUUGUAUAUCCCUAGUAAUAUUCUUUUAUUAUUAGAGAGAGAAAAACCAAACAAAAAACCACUAACAGAAAGCAUUGUGCCGCUGCUCUGUAUUCAGAUUUUAAUUUUGCAGUGUAGUGCUGAAUGUUUAUGUCCUAUACUUGUUUACUCUCCCUGGUUGUUGAUAAAAUCAGAUAGUGGCAUGGUCAUUUUAGAGACUGACAUGUCACUUCUGAUGUGCUCAGCUCUCAGUCUUUAUUCAGUCCAUGUGUAUCCAUGGAGGAGCUUUAGUGUCUUCCUAGCACUGGUAGCUGAGGAUGAUGUACAACCUGUAGUAAUUGCUUCCUGCAGUUAUGCACUGCACUUGCUGCUAGAGGGCUGAGGUGUUGGAAGCCCUCCCUCGUGCAAUUUGGCAGCCACACAGAGGUAGGAGAUGCUCUUGUAUUAAAAAGCACCGCAAUGUCUGCAGGCUGAAACUGCCAUGCAAAUGUGAUGUAUAAUCUGCAAAUGGCUACUUCUCCUUAAAGCAAGUUGUAACAAUUUGGCAGUCUAAAGCAAAAUCUGAGGGGAAAGUUCUUGUCCACCUGAACCUUUUAGGAUUAGAUCUCCCAGGAUUCUGCCUGUUCUAGCAUCUACUUCCGUCUAAAGUAGCAGAUCCUCCUACUAAAUGGGCCAAUAUAAGAACUGUAGGCCUUUUUAGUCUCCUAGUGACUGCAGUUAGUGUAGGCGAGGUGUUGUUUCUAUGCUAUAUUGCACUGCUGCCUUUUCCAGAGCAACUUCACGGACACAGAAUUUAGUUUGUGUCAUGGUUUUGGAGGUGUUUUAUUGGUUGUUUGGGGUUUUUGUUUGUUUCUUUAAAGGAGAGGGAUUAAUUAGCAACAGUGUAGUGAGAAGAGUGUUUUCUCAUUUUCUGAACAUUGUUGUAUGUGUUACAGAACUUGUGCUGAGCUUGACAAUCAGAUAAUGUGGGGAUUGACUGGAGUUUUGAACAUCUGAAAUUAAAACUGUAAUGUGUGAGCAUAUAACUGUUUUUUAUGAAAUGGCUGGGAUAGCCAUGGCCACAUUUUCCUGCAAGGUCGUAUUUGUCAUCCAUCAGGCUCAAAGAAAUACUAGUAGGGUGACUUGGAUGGCACAUUAAUUACAGUUGCUAUAUUCAGAUGCCUGAAUCUAGAUUUGAAUUGAAUGACAACUCUGGCUGAAAUUCUUCCAUCAACUUACUUGGAUUGAAGUAGUGUGCUGAGAUCCCCUCCUUCCCUCAUGGUGUGGUCAGCUGGAGGAGGCAUGUGGGGCAGCUGAGCCAGCUCUGUCUGUAGUGGCCUUCAAGAUUCGGCUGGACCUUGAGUGCUCUGCUCUGAGCUUGGAGCUGACACUGCUUUUAGCAGGGGCUGGAGUAGAGACCUCCCACAGCCACUUCCAACAUGAAUUAUCCUGUGGGCCUGGAUCAGGACCUGGUUAUGCUGAGCAUUAUGCAGAAGGGUGUUAGUGCUGUCCCUAAUCUCCUGUCCCAAGGUUGUCCUGGCAGCUAAAAAUCUUUCUUCAAGUAAUACCAACAGAAGUAAUUUCAGUUGAUGUUAAGUGGUCAGUACCUCUUUUCUUUAUCUUAGUCAGAUCUGUCUUUUUCUGUUGCAAGCCUUUUCCUGUCAGUUUUGCUAAUCACUAUUUUAGAUUCAUAGUGCUGAUAAAUGUCUACACAAAUGCCCAAUAAUGGUGAAAUAAUACAUCCUGUAAGUAGAUCUGGAAAUAUGCACACAGAAAAAAAUAGAAGCAAAGGUAUUACCUUGAGGAUGCAUUAGUUUAAUAUGACCAAAAUGUCUGUAGAUGCGGCACAGGUUUGAAAGAGAUUCAAGCAGGAAUUGUCUUUUGAAAGCAAGCUGGGCUAAUGAAAGCAAGAUGAUUUCUUAGUGUUGCUGGGUCUUGGCAAUAAAGAUUUAGAUGAAAUAGCCUGCAGGAGAGGUGAGCAGAAACCAGUUAGUUAUCACAUCAUGGCAGAAAUUUGAAGAAUAUUGCAGCCCUGGAGGAAGGAAAUAAUUUCGAAGAAAUGUUUCACAGAAGAUUGAAAAAAGAGAGGGAAAGAAAGAUCAAGGUAUUAAAAAUACCUUGUAUUGGGGCUGGUAAAGAUUGAGAUCCUAAAUUAAAUUCCAUCAGGGAUCAGAGAGCCAAAACUAUGAAGAAGACUACCUGAAAACUCUAACAUAAUUUUGGAGGUAGCUUUUGGGAUUUACCAGACUGCAAUUUUAAUUCUUUCGAAGUGCAGAAGGGAGAGGGAGGCACAAUUCUCUUAAUGCUGUGUGAUGUCAGUUUUGGUGAUCAUGACAUGCAGGAUUGUGAUAUCCUUGCAUUGUCAUUACAGUAAGCUGAGAAAGCAAACUGCAGACCCUUUGGGAGAUUGAAAAGCGAAGUUAAAUCUCCCAACAAAGAAUCUGCAAAAUGGGGAUAAAGUGAAUUUAUGUUAAGGUUGGCACAUGGAAGGUUAAUGCCUAAAAUACUGCCCUUCCUUUGGGUAGAGCUACUGUGUAAGAAGUGAAGCUGGUUUGCAAAAGCCCAGCAAAAGGGACCUGAAAUUCUUUAUAGAAGUGUGUGUAAUAUUCUGUACAAUGAAGAAGAGCUGGAAUAGUCUUUUUCUCUUGAACAGCUCUUAAGGCUCUGUCCAGCUAUUGUUGGAAUGUGAGCAGUGCUCGCGUUAUUUGUGCAUCUCUGGCCAAAUGUAACACUGGACAUUGCUAGAAGGUUUCAAAGUGAAACUCAGCCCUGUGGCCACAAGCAAAGUGCAGAUUAGCGAGAGGUUAAAUGCUCAUAUUUCUGGGUAGAUGUAAAAAAAUCCCUUCUCUCUCUCUUCAUGGAUAUGCAAAAAACUGAGCUCUGUGGUCUCACUGACAGCAACCAUGAGAUCCUUCAAAGACACCAAGGUACCCACAGAGUGGGUGUGGGAGCAGUGAGUGAAGUCAGCUGGGCUCUGCCUCUCCAGGGGCCAUGUGUGUAGCUUGUCAGUAAGAAGGAGGGAAGCACAGGCUCUUUUGGCUUCCCUUUUUCUCCUGGCAUUUAAGUUACCUAUUAAACUGUGACCACCCCCAUCUCCCAACCUUCAUGAAGAGGUCUUCUUGUUGGCCACCACAUCAGAACCUUGAGAAAAGAGCACCAAAGGAAGCCCAGAGAGUGAGGCAGGGCAGGACCAGGGAAUGCUAAAAUGUGACUCAGAAGGCACAGAGGAGUAACUGAUGUCUCAGGGAGGAUGAGGAUGCAGAUCUGGUCCCACGGUCUGGCUAGAAGUUUGUCAGUGGGCUUGACAAACCAACACGAAGAGUAAAGAUGGAUGGUGACAGCUCCACAACAGAUGCUUCUCAGUUAGGAAUUGCUGGAGAUUACAUUGGUGGCAGUCACUAUGUCAUACAGCCUCACGAUGACACAGAAGACAGCAUGAAUGAUCAUGAAGAUACAAAUGGUUCAAAAGAGAGUUUCAGAGAACAAGAUAUAUAUCUUCCAAUUGCAAAUGUGGCAAGGAUCAUGAAAAAUGCCAUACCCCAAACAGGAAAGAUUGCUAAGGAUGCAAAGGAAUGUGUACAAGAGUGUGUAAGUGAGUUCAUCAGCUUUAUAACAUCAGAAGCAAGUGAGAGGUGUCACCAAGAGAAAAGAAAGACCAUCAAUGGAGAGGACAUUCUCUUUGCCAUGUCUACCUUGGGGUUUGAUAGCUAUGUUGAACCUUUGAAGUUAUACCUCCAAAAAUUCAGAGAGGCAAUGAAAGGAGAAAAGGGAAUUGGGGGAACAGUUACAACUGCAGAUGGUCUAAGUGAGGAGCUCACAGAAGAAGCAUUUACUAACCAGUUGCCAGCAGGCUUAAUAACCACAGAUGGCCAACAGCAGAAUGUUAUGGUCUACACAACAUCAUAUCAACAGAUCUCUGGUGUUCAACAAAUUCAGUUCUCAUGAUUUUGAAGAAAAUUUUCCAUCUGGGAGCAUGAGACGGAAAACCUGUGCAACUCUAACGAAGAGGCAGUUUUAAUGACUGGUGAAGAGAUUUAUCUCUUUGUAUAUUAAAUAGCUGUAAUGUAGCUACCAGAAGCUUGACUAAUUGAGGUGUGAAUUCUGACUCAAAUCUUUUUCAUGGUGAUUUUAAAGAAAUAAUUGGAUUUUGAAGGUAUUAAAGUAUUUUUGUUUUGUACAAGAGUUUGUUGCUCUGUAUAACUCCUGUAUGCAUUGUAUAUUGCAAUUUAUUACUGUCAGAGAUUUGUAGACAGUUUCUUAUUUUCAUAUUGAAUCAUGUUACUUUUGUAAUUCAGGUAAACAGCUGGGUUAAUUCAUGCUUACCCUUUGAAUAAAACUGUAAGGGUAAAGUUCAUUUUUGAAUGCAAGUUGCCUUUAUUACAAAGAUUGAGUUAGUCUUGGUUAUGUAACUUAUCUUGCAUGACAACCUCAACUAACCUGACACGUCAGCUUAUUUAUUGAGAUUUUGAAAGGGACUUUUUCCUCAUGAAACUAGCAGCUGAAAAGCAUUGCUACAAUUGUUUUUUCUAAUGUAACUUCUGAAUUAAAGGUUAAUCAAAACCAAUGAAUGCUCUACUACAUUUAGAGGUUUGGAGCUUAUCAACAGUGUUAAUGAAAGCACUGACUGUGCAAUGCAGGUUUUCUUUUUUUAAUUUUUUUUCAGUUGCAUUAACUCUCGUUCAACUUACUUUGAUACUUUUAAUAUAGUCUUUCUGCUAUUGAAAUAACUCCUGCUUUUUAUGUAUGGCUUUUAGAAUCCCAAACUUAGAAAUCCUAGGGUAGGGGGAAUUUUAUAGUCCUUGUGGUAAAAGAUCUCAUUUUAACUUUUUACUGAAAUGUUUUAACAUUUCUUGUGAGCCUGUGGAAACUCAAAAGUGGUAGUGUCUUUCUGUGUUUGGGCUGCGUGUUGUGUGGGUGUGUAUGGGCAUGAGUGGCUGACAGCUGAAUAAGUGAUACAAAUCUGAAUUGGAAGACAGACUUCAGGUUUGCUGUCUCUUUCUUGGUUUUGCAAUAAACUCUACCUAGGUAAUGUAGUUCUGUAUAUUUAGUGAGCUAUUCUUGGUAACAUUGCUGUUUCUUUAAUAAUUGGAUGGGUAAUUUUGUUGCCAUGUCUUAGCCUAUUAGGGUAGGGAUGAGGGUUUUAGUAAUAGCUUACUCAGACUGGAUUUUGGGACUUUCCAUAUUUUUACUGUUUCCAGUGGACUGAAAUGUAAUAUAUUAAUUAUCCUUCCACAUAGCUGUUAUUAAUUUAAGCAAACCACACCUUGAAACUCUUGCCAUAUGAUUUCUUGCUGGUUUUGUCUUUCCUUAAAAAAAAAAAAAAAAAAAGAAAUGUAAUAGUUCAAUAUUGGGAAAUUAGCAUAACCUAAGAUAUCCCAGCUCUUUAGCUAAACAAAAACUUCAUAUGCAGAUUUGAGCAGUGUUUCCUACCAGUCAGCAUCCUGCUGGCAGAGCCUCUGGAGGCAAUCCAGUGUAUUCAGGGCAGCCUGCAGGAUGUUCUGGGCUUUGUGGCAGCCUGUUGUUCUUCAGCAGCUAUGAACAAAUGGAGUUUCUCAUUAAAUGUAAAACUGAAUAACACAAUCCCUGCAAGAGCCCCUUCUAUUUCUAUUCCAUUUAUUUCAGGCCAGCAUAGCCUGUUCUUGCUGUUCCCAGAUUUGCAAUGGAAAAAAGCUGUGAUACCAACUAAGGAGAAGCUAGGAAAGAUUUGGCAUUUUGAUAUAUAGAAAGUGGGUUGAGGUGAUCCCACACACUUGAAACACACAACAUUUUUCAGGCUCCCCUCUCUGCUGUGAGUUUAGGUUGACGUGUGUUAAGUUUGUGGUUUAUACUCCAUCAUGUGAGCAAUGAAGCUGAUACUUAGUUUUUCCUUUUUCUUUCUUCUCCCUUUGAGGGCCAGAGCCAAACUGCAUAACUUCUCAUUCUCUUCCUGAAACCACAGCAGUAAAAGUAAUAGUACAACACUUUGUUCGAUGUCUCUCUGAAACCUUUUUCCUAAUAAAAUUUUGCAGGGUAGCCGUGGUACACCAAAUAAAAAAAAUGUGGUCUGAAGAAA
This is a messenger RNA of Camarhynchus parvulus, 8774 nucleotides long. RefSeq names its product nuclear transcription factor Y subunit beta (gene NFYB). The record is from RefSeq and is a predicted model, not a curated record. Bases 6050 to 6667 code for a protein of 205 amino acids. The transcript is spliced from 10 exons. Gene Ontology annotation, molecular function: RNA polymerase II cis-regulatory region sequence-specific DNA binding; DNA-binding transcription activator activity, RNA polymerase II-specific; protein heterodimerization activity. Lineage: Eukaryota; Metazoa; Chordata; Aves; Passeriformes; Thraupidae. Gene Ontology annotation, biological process: regulation of transcription by RNA polymerase II. Gene Ontology annotation, cellular component: CCAAT-binding factor complex; nucleus.